This is a messenger RNA of Hibiscus syriacus, 1733 nucleotides long. RefSeq names its product glycogen synthase kinase-3 homolog MsK-3-like. The coding region runs from base 175 to 1392 and encodes 405 amino acids. The transcript has 13 exons. Gene Ontology annotation, cellular component: cytoplasm. Lineage: Eukaryota; Viridiplantae; Streptophyta; Magnoliopsida; Malvales; Malvaceae. The record is from RefSeq and is a predicted model, not a curated record. Gene Ontology annotation, biological process: protein phosphorylation; signal transduction. Gene Ontology annotation, molecular function: ATP binding; protein serine/threonine kinase activity.
CUCUCUCAUCUGAGAAAACUCCAAAAAUGCCAUUUCACCGUUAAAGAUCGGAUUUCGAUGCCCGUAUUAUUCCUUCCAUGAUUCCCUUCUUUCUCCCCGGAUUUCUUGAUCCGAUCGAUAUGUGAUUUUCAACAGAGGAUCUGUGAGUUCUCAUUUUGCUUUUAGUUUAGUGCAAUGGCUUCAGUUAGCAUAGCGCCUACUUCUGGAGUAAUAGAACAUAGUGGAAAUACAGUUGGUGUUGAUAGAUUGCCUGAUGAACUGAAUGUUAUGAAAAUUAGGGACGACAAGGAAGUGGAAGAAACCGUAGUUGAUGGGAAUGGAACUGAGGCAGGGCAUAUAAUUGUCACCACUAUUGGUGGUAAAAAUGGCCAGCCAAAGCAGACAAUAAGCUACAUGGCUGAGCGUGUUGUUGGGAAUGGGUCAUUUGGUGUUGUCUUCCAGGCUAAAUGUUUAGAGACGGGUGAAACCGUUGCUAUAAAAAAGGUUCUUCAAGACAAGAGAUACAAGAACCGUGAAUUGCAAACCAUGCGCCUCCUGGACCACCCUAAUGUCGUCUCUUUGAAGCAUUGUUUCUUUUCCACAACUGAAAAAGAUGAGCUCUAUCUUAACCUGGUGCUUGAGUAUGUUCCAGAAACCCUCCACCGUGUUAUCAAACAUUAUAAUAAGAUGAAUCAAAGGAUGCCACUGAUAUAUGUUAAACUCUAUUUUUACCAGAUUUGCAGAGCGCUUGAUUACAUUCAUAACAGUAUUGGUGUGUGCCACAGGGACAUAAAGCCUCAAAACUUAUUGGUCAACCCACACACCCACCAGCUAAAACUGUGUGAUUUUGGAAGUGCAAAAGUUUUGGUAAAAGGGGAACCAAAUAUAUCUUACAUCUGUUCUCGCUACUAUCGAGCACCUGAAUUGAUAUUCGGUGCAACUGAAUACACCACAGCUAUUGACAUCUGGUCUGCUGGCUGUGUUUUGGCUGAGCUAUUGCUUGGACAGCCUCUGUUUCCCGGUGAGAGUGGAGUAGACCAACUUGUUGAAAUUAUUAAGGUUCUAGGUACCCCAACAAGAGAAGAAAUAAAGUGCAUGAAUCCUAACUACACGGAGUUCAAAUUUCCCCAAAUUAAAGCUCACCCAUGGCACAAGAUAUUUCAGAAGCGUAUGCCUCCAGAAGCUGUGGAUCUUGUUUCUCGAUUAUUGCAGUACUCACCUAACCUUCGUAGCACAGCUAUUGAGGCUUUGAUCCAUCCUUUCUUUGAUGAGCUACGUGGUCCUAACACCCGCCUUCCCAAUGGACGUUUUCUUCCUCCGCUAUUCAACUUCAAGCCUUAUGGGUUCACUGCAGGGCUCAGUCUUGCACCAAAGCAAAAGAAAGCAAAAGGGAAAUCCACAGUUUAUUAUUAGGAGAUGCAACAAAAGCGACAAUCAAUGCGUUUUUAGACAUUCUCAACAAACUGAGCAUCAUUGGCUAGCCUACCGCGUAGAGAAGCAACCCAGAGCACUGUCCGACUGUCGGUAAAAGAAUCCAAUAUUGCACUAAAUAGAAACAAGAAGCUGUUACAAAAGAUAAUACGAAACAAUUUCAAAGUUCUACCAAAUGGAAGGCGGGGAAGACAACUGCGGGAGUAAUGCUUGCUGGAUAUCAUCAACGAAUGAAAGGUCGCAAUGAUGUUGAUAGGAAUCUAAAUGGUAUUAAGAUUGAUUGUACUAUUAAUAAAGGGAUUAAGGCGAGUGAUGUUGUAGAC